UUUCAGUUCGUUUGGAACCUUAUGCGAAGUCGGUUGAGUGCGAAGUGACGCUUUUGCAAAAACAGUUUUGUAUUUUUCUGUUUUGAAAAAUCAUCGUUGCGCGUUACAGUUAAAUCAUUUCAUGUUUGCGGUAUUAUAACUUUUUGUACUUACGCUUGCUGUUGAGUUUAACACGCUUACGUAUUCUGGACACUUGUGUGCUUGUUUUGACCCGUUUUCAAGCGCAAAUCCCUGCGCGUUAAAUCCGGCAUCGUAUUACCAUUCAUCACGUUGCCGUCAUCGAAAUGGGGUGUUCUGCUCGGCUAAUUGGCAGCGAACACACUUAACAAGCAAUAUUGUUUAUUAUUAGCUUAGGCUCUCUUACUCCAUUUACACUGGUGUGGCGACAUUUGUUCUUACGGUGCUCGCGUGCAUUCUGUGUUAACGUGAAUUUAUUGUACGUGAAACUGUGUUGCAUUUGUUGACUUGUGACUUGUGCAGCAAAGUAGUAGUAGUAUCAGUGGAAAAUCUGAAAAAUGUGAAAUGUGAGCUGAGCAUUGUGGCAAAUCGCGUAAAAGUGUAAACCUGUCAAAGCAGAAUAUACGUGUACAAUAACAAAAACGCAACAGAAAUAAGUAACAAAGAAAAGAAGUCAACAUUGACAAUAAGAAAUUAACGUCAGCAACCUGUCGUAAAGUCAUCAGCACAUAUUCUCACAUAUAUACAUAUAGAACAAGUGCAACGAUACUUGCUCACAGCUGCAACCAUUGCAGCAACUAAUGAUUUUCCCGUGAAUGAUUUUCUCAAUACUAUUACACAAAAUUAGAAAAAAAGUAUUUUUUUGUUUUCUGCCGGCAUUUGAGCGAUUUUCCCUCCUGGUGAAAAGUUUUGCUACUGUGGCUCAAACGCGCCUAGAGCCCCUUUCAAGUCUACUACGAGCAUUGCUGCUGACGUUCGCUUGAGUUUGCUGCUGUAAAUCUAUAUGUGUAUUACAUGCCAGCGCAAUAACUUACUCUCCGUUACCGGAUUGCAAUGUGCGCGCUGAAGUAGAAAGUUGCCGUCAAUCGCAUUGUUGCCAACUUAAGUGUGCGUGUUUGUGCUUUUCUUUUAAUAAUUUCGCAUUUUUCGCGUUUGUGUUAUUGUUUUAUACAUACAUCAUCGUAGACAUACACACAUACAUAUUAAAAAAUACACUUAAUGCCCUUGAAUGAAAACUCUGAGCAAUAUGGAAAAUGCAUAACUUUGUUGUGUUGUUAGUGCAGCCUUGCAUAAAAAAAGCUUUUAAGUUCACAAAUAUUUUGUGAGAUUAAAAGUCGAUAAAGUUGAAUUGUACAACAAAGGUAAAAUAAUUGUUUUUGGUGAAAGAGUUAUUUUUGCGUGAAGAUUAUUGUCUAUGCAAUAAACGUUUAAUGCUACUUUUUAAAGUUAAUUAUUAGAAAAAUUAAAAAUACAACAGCAACAAAAUGUCGGAUAUAUAUUAUUGUAGUAAUAACAAGAAUAAGCAGAAAUCAAGCGCGGAUGGCAAGAGCAGCUCAGCGGAAAAAUCUUCGAAAUCUGGAGGGGCCAACGGUGUAAGCAAUAGCAAUAGCAACAGCAGCAGCAAUAACAACAAUAAUAAUAAUACUACUCGAGAGAAUAAUAACGUUUGUGGCAAACACAUAUCGAAUGGCAAAACAAAUUGGAAUGCAAAGAGUGUUCAGAGCAAUCCGAGUGGACAUCGCGAUUCAACCGGAAAUGGCUUAAAUGCGCAAGCGCAACCGCAGAAAGUUUAUCACAAUGCGCGUUGUGCGCGCCACCACAAACCACAUCACAAUCAUAGCCACAGCAGUAACAACAACAAUAGCAGCAACAAUAGUAACAGUAUUGCCAAUGGCAACAAUAACAACAACAGCAGUAAUAGCAAUGGUGUUCUCGCGAAUGGUACGACGCCGAAUGGUCUUACCGACUUGUGUCACCAUCAAUUGGCCAAUCCACCCGCACAUGGACAUGGACACAAUCACACACACACCAACGGUGGCGGUAAUCGAAGAAAAUCGGAGUCAGUGCUAUCCACAGAUUCCGAUAUACGUUUCACGCGUCGCAAGCUGGGCGAUAGUCAGAAGUGCGGUUGUGCUGUGAUAGCGGGAUUUCUAGUCGCCCUACUGGUGGCCGGCGCUUUCGUUUAUGUUGGUUAUACAUAUUUCCGCCCUGAACCGCUGCCAGAUCGAACCUUCCGCGGCAAAUUUCUGGUAAUGAACGAUAAGUGGUCUAUGGAGUUGGCAGAUCAGAAUUCUUUGCGAUUUAAUCAUAAAGCACGUGACUUCCGUGAGCGUAUUAAUUUAAUUGUAAAACGUUCCGAUUUGCGUGAGGCUUACGAAGGCAGCGAGAUACUGGCGCUGGAUGGCACGGAGGAUAUCAAUGAGGUUGUUGUACAUUUCAAUCUUAUAUUUGAUCCAUAUGCCGGCCUGGUAUCGACUGCCGAUCUCUUGGCACUCUUUGCGGAGGAGAUUAACGCACCAAAUCGUAAAUAUUUCGCCAAUAUGACCGUUGAUCCACAGAGUCUAACGAUCAAAGAAGUUACCGGCCUCAUUGAAGAACCUGUUAUGUCUUCUUCACCACUCGGCGGAGAAGAUGAUACUACCGAGAUAAUUACCACUACGCCAAAACCACCGCGCCGCUGUGAAUCGCUCAAAUUGAACUACUGCCGCUCGAUCGGUUAUAAUAUUACAACAUAUCCUAAUUUCUUGGGCCAUCAAUCGUUUGAGGAGGUACAAGCGGACGUGAUUGCUUUUCGCGAAUUAGUGGAUGCAGAGUGUUUUCGUGAAGCAUUCGAUUUUGUUUGCCGUUUACUGCAACCACCUUGUGAUACACAUGGCUCAUUCGAACCGACGCCGGGUGUGAUGUGUCGUGAAUAUUGUCAGCUCUUCAUGAGGGGUUGUGGUAGUCGUUUACCUGCACGAUUCAAGCGAUUUUUCGAUUGUGAAACUUUUCCGGAAGCGACAGGCAUACAGAGUUGUCAUCACAAGCCGCAUUGUGCACACGAUUUGCAAAAUAAUGCACAAAGUCCGCGUCUCUGUGACGGUUUCGUAGACUGUCCGGAUUUUUCUGAUGAACGCACUUGUACCUUUUGUACGGCGAAUUCAUUAUAUUGUGGUAGAGGGCGCGCUUGUGUGUCACGUAAGGCGCGUUGCGAUGGCAAAGCCGACUGUCCGGAUGGUUCGGAUGAAAAGGAUUGUCUUGCUAUAGCACCACUGGCUGCCGAUCUCUUAAAGCCAGAACCGAUGGUGCCCUAUUUACCACGCUUCCACUCCGAAGGUUUUGCGGUAUUUUCCGAAAAGGGUGUUGUGGGAAAAUUGUGCGCAGAGGGCCUGGAAGCAGACAGUAAAUUAAUAGUUCGUCAAACUGUGGCAGAAUCGCUUUGCAAAUCUCUCGGCUAUGAAUCCGUAGAAAUAUUUGAAGUGCGUAACGAUACUGAACAAGUAGAAGAUUACGUGCGUGUGCUGGAUCCCCAUGCGCCGGAGAUAUCUUUUAUACGCACUCAUUGUCAGAAGCGACAGGUACUCUAUGUCGGCUGUGGUGAGUUACAGUGUGGAGUGCAGUCUGUAUUAUCGCCCAAACAAUAUUUAUCGUUACCGAAGAUGUCCUCACCUGGUGAUUGGCCUUGGUUGGUAGCGCUCUAUCGCGAGGACAUACAUGUGUGUGACGGAACACUGAUAUCUCACGAUUGGGUAUUAACCACCGAGUCGUGUUUCCAAGGACAACCACGCGCCACCUGGAUGGCCAUAUUCGGUGCCGUGCGUCUCUCAUCCAAUGCACCGUGGACUCAGCGCCGUCGUAUUAUUGGUUUGAUCAAGAGCCCUGUUGAGGGAUCUACAGCGGCAUUGAUUCGGCUUGAGACACCAGUUAAUUUCUCUGAUCACGUGCGACCUAUAUGCCUACCCGAUGAGCUGCAACGCAAACAAGAUCAGCUGGCCAAACGGCGCGCAUUUGUACCCAAAGCUGAGCGUCUAGAAGGCAAACGUCCACCUCCGAAGGUACCGCCUACUCCUAGCGCUGUUCAACGUCAUUUGGCAGAAUCACAAAAGUUCUUUGUAUCGCCGGCGGUGGAACAUGAUCCAGUUGACGCGCACGGUAGUAGUAGUAGCAGCUCGGAAAGUAGAGAGGAAUAUUCACGUUAUGAUUUUGAUCACUCUGAAGCGGCCGCCUCACAAAUGCCGUAUGCUGAGGCGCUGACCCAGACGGUGGAGCAACAAUUCAAUAAAUAUCCGUUGCCAGAGAGUGCGCCACAAGUUCAUUACUAUAGUGGCGCUGCAUCAUCUGCUGGCCGUUAUGCGCCUGUGCCUGUGGCGACCGGCGGUGUUGGUGUUGCUGCAGGUCGUACGCCGAUAGGAGGUGUGAAUAGCAAAGCUCCAACUACGCCGCCUAGAGUUGAGGAAAUCUGGACAAAUUGCAAUACACUAGGCUGGUCCAGACAACGUGAUCAUUUGCAGCGAGUUCAGUUGAAAAUCGGUGAUAUGGCACCAUGUGAGAAUAUUUCUAUAGCAACGGUAAACAGCAUGUGCACCGAGGCGACCUAUCAGAAGCACGAUUGCACACAAGAAGAGUAUUCUGGUGCGCCUGUGCAGUGCCUCAUACCAGGCACAAAUCAAUGGGCAUUGCUCGGUGUUUCAUCCUGGCGUAUUGCUUGUGGACCGAGCGGCGUUGAGCGACCGAGAAUGUAUGAUAAAAUAACCUCGAACGCGGCAUGGAUACGGGAGAUACUAAGUGCAGCGUAGAAAGCUUCAAGUUUAACGGUACCUUUGUCUUAGUGAGUUUCAAAAUUACAAACAAAAAUUAAAGCUAGAACUAAAAUUAAAAUAACAUUUAAGGUAACAUGAAGCUAAAUACUUACUUAAUUUUUAAUGUAAUAAGUUUUAAAUACAUAUAUAUUAUAUCAAAUAUCUAAAUUCGAAAACGCAUAUACAUGUGUACAUAUGUAUAUGCAGCUGUUAGUUUUGUAAAAAUUAUGAUUGUAUGUGUGCAGCCAAAUUUUUGUUAAACAAUUAGAAAUUUUAUAUUUUAGAAACCCUAUAUUUGAGUGUUUGUAAGUGUGUGUGUGUUUCGCUUAUUUAUAUUGUCGUUGCAAUGUAAUGCAUUUAAAUUAAAAUUUAAUUAAUUUACAAAAUACGUAAAAAUAAUAACUAUUUUAAUAAAAAAAAAAUCAUUUGGUGUAGUUUCGUAAUUUUUUUAGUGUAAAUGUUAAGUGACGAACUUUUUGCAAUACAAUUACUUCCUUACAAAAUAAUGAUUAACUUUGUAAAGUAUUUUAAUGAAAGUAUAAAAUCUGAUACACUUAAAAAUAUGCAUGUAUACUUCCUUUUAUAACUGUAUAUUUUUUUAAUAAACGUUGUUUUGUUAUCUGUAUUUUUAACAAAAAUAUAAUUUAAUAAACUAUUUAAAA
This is a messenger RNA of Bactrocera oleae (olive fruit fly), 5398 nucleotides long. RefSeq lists its product as uncharacterized. Gene Ontology annotation, molecular function: serine-type endopeptidase activity; protein binding. The record is from RefSeq and is a predicted model, not a curated record. Gene Ontology annotation, biological process: proteolysis. NCBI's taxonomy places the organism in Eukaryota, Metazoa, Arthropoda, Insecta, Diptera, Tephritidae.